GUGGAUGCUCUGUCCAAAACGCCGCGUCGUACUCUACUUACUUUUCAGGGAGGCUGGUGAGUGGUAAACUAAACAGUGGCGAAAUCACGCCGAUUUUGGAUGUCGUUGGGCCCUAUUAGUGUUUUCUACCUUAGUGUAGGCGCCCAGGGAACCACCAGUUCAUACGGCUAUUGACUGCGGUCAGUGCCCGACCAGCAAAGCGGGAGCCAUGCCUGUCCCCGCUGGAUACGUAAGCGAGUCCCCCGCUGCGGCCUUCGUAUCCUCGGCCUCGCUUAUCCCGCCGCCCCCGAUCAACACGCAGCAGCCCGGGGUGGUCACGUCGCUGCUGUACAGCGGAUCCAAGUUCAGGGGGCACCAAAAGAGCAAAGGAAACUCGUAUGACGUGGAAGUAGUUUUACAGCAUGUGACCAUGGAAGAUUCCUACUUGUGUGGUUACCUUAAGAUCAAGGGCCUGACAGAGGAAUACCCCACUUUGACCACAUUCUUUGCUGGUGAAAUCAUAAGCAGAAAGCGCCCCUUCCUUACACGGAAAUGGGAUGCUGAUGAAGACGUUGACCGAAAGCACUGGGGCAAGUUCCAAGCUUUCUACCAGUAUGCAAAGACAUUCAACUCGGAUGAUUUUGACUAUGAGGAUCUGAAAAACUCUGACUAUAUUUUUAUGCGAUGGAAGGAACAGUUUCUCGUGCCUGACCACACUAUUAAAGACAUCAGUGGAGCUUCGUUUGCAGGAUUUUACUACAUUUGCUUCCAGAAAUCCACAGCAACAAUUGAGGGCUACUACUAUCACAGAAGCUCUGAAUGGUACCAGUCCUUAAACCUCACCCAUGUCCCUGAACACAGCGCAGCCAUCUACGAGUUCCGGUGACCCUGGUGCACAGUGCUGAGCGUCCCUGUGGGUGGACUGAGACUUGGGGCUGGGCAGGUGUCCGCACAUGAAGCUGCUGAUGAAACUAGAGAGAACGAACAGAAAGGAGAAUUUUGGCUUUAAACAAGUGCAAAUAAUUUCUCUCGUGUUCGCAAACGACGCUUGGACACAGGCCGGGGGACAGUGAAUGAAUGUAUGCAAGACUGAAGAGAAAGGGAAAUGUUGAUAUCCUUGGAAAGACUAAACAAAAACCAGCGAGCAAAGACUGGGUGCAGUUCGUUUAGUUAACUUUUUUUUUUUAACAUGCUUGGCAAAUUAUUUUAAGACACUUUUUUAUAAGCUGGGAUGCCCCUUUGCUUGCUUGAAAACUUACAACAAGGAUUUGACUGAAAAAUCCGCCCCGAGAUCAAUGUACAGAUGUGGCAAUGAAAGAUUUUUAAGUGCACGAUCCAAGUUUUUCAGGUUAUCAGAUUGGAGCUUUAACUAGCCACUAAGGUAACAGUAUUUUUCUAAGCAGGUUAUGUCAAGAGAGUGGAAUAUUUGCUAAAGGAAUUUAAAACGAUGGUCAUUGAGUGGCACUUUGAAAGAAUUGACAUUGAACAUUGAAGUUUUGCUUGGGAGAUUUUUAUUAUGAUCAUACACAUGAUUGCUGUGGGUAUUUUAAGUUACAUUUGCACAAAGAUUUUUUAAAAAACGUUUUACCCAGUUACAAAGCUUCAAUAUGACAACACUUAACAGUAUGUGAACCCCAAAUUGUAAUAAUUUGGGGUAUUUUAAUUUUUACCUUUCUUACCUUUUAACUUAUCUGCUAUUUUAUCAUUGUUGACCCUCGACUAUGCAACGUUCCCCAGGUAGACUUUGCAGAGAGUAAAUUCUAUCCCUAGAGUAUAUCCAGAUUGAUUUAUGGACAUUUUUAAAGGAAGUAUUUUUGUUAAAUCGCCUAUUCAAGAUCUUCCCUGACACAUGCUCCCUUCCCAUGUGAUGGUGCCAUGUUUUUAAAGUCUAUCAGAGUUGUAUUAUACAGUCAAAGUGGAGUGUGACUGUUUGAGGUAAAGAUAUGGAUAUGAUUGAUGGGUGAUUGUAAAGAAUGGAUUAUGGAAUAAAAAAAAAAAUCUGAAGA
This is a messenger RNA of Boleophthalmus pectinirostris (great blue-spotted mudskipper), 1985 nucleotides long. RefSeq names its product glucose-induced degradation protein 4 homolog. Gene Ontology annotation, biological process: negative regulation of gluconeogenesis; protein catabolic process in the vacuole; proteasome-mediated ubiquitin-dependent protein catabolic process. The coding region runs from base 209 to 865 and encodes 218 amino acids. Gene Ontology annotation, cellular component: GID complex; extrinsic component of membrane. The transcript has 6 exons. Lineage: Eukaryota; Metazoa; Chordata; Actinopteri; Gobiiformes; Gobiidae. The record is from RefSeq and is a predicted model, not a curated record.